This is a messenger RNA of Onychostruthus taczanowskii (white-rumped snowfinch), 1884 nucleotides long. It is a transcript of the gene BCAP29, whose product is annotated as B cell receptor associated protein 29. The transcript is spliced from 8 exons. The record is from RefSeq and is a predicted model, not a curated record. Gene Ontology annotation, cellular component: endoplasmic reticulum; endoplasmic reticulum membrane. Gene Ontology annotation, biological process: intracellular protein transport; endoplasmic reticulum to Golgi vesicle-mediated transport. Bases 233 to 964 code for a protein of 243 amino acids. Lineage: Eukaryota; Metazoa; Chordata; Aves; Passeriformes; Passeridae.
AGCUCCGCGCCGCCCCCGCCGUGUCACUCAGCCCCGUCCCGGCCCACAUCCCCCGGGCAGGGCGGAGGCGGCACUGUGUCCGUACAGACACCCCGGUUCCCCGCCCGCCCCGCCCUGUGCCGGCAGAGCGACCGGCCCGCGCUUCCGCAGCCCCGGCCGGUGAGGCCCCGCUCCCGCCCUUUGGCCGCCAUCAGCUCCGCCGGGUGCCGGCGCUGACGAGGCCGCCGGGACGAUGACUUUCCAGUGGACGGCAGUGGCUGCCUUCCUGUACGGCGAAAUCGGAGUAAUUCUCGUGCUCUGCCUGCCGUUCAUUUCUCCCCUAAGAUGGCAGAAGAUUUUUAUGUUUCCUCUGUGGAGCAAAAUGGCAGUAUUUUGGAACAAGAUGUUCCUUACAAUAAUAGUUUUGUUGAUCGUCUUGUUUCUUGAUGCUGUUAGAGAAGUCAGGAAGUACUCAUCUGUUCAUGUGAAUGAAAAGGCUGCAAAUGUCAACAGCAGUGCCUUUGAUCAUAUUCAGAUGAAGCUCUUUCGGUCGCAAAGAAACCUGUAUCUCUCAGGUUUUUCCUUAUUUCUUUGGCUUGUGUUGAGACGUACUGUUACCCUUCUCACUCAGUUGGCAAAAGAGAUGGCAUCUCAUGCAGCUCUGGAAACACAAGUAAAUGAUGCUACUGAAGCAGCCAAAAAAUACAUGGCCGAGAACGAAAGGCUGCAGGAGGCCUUGAGUGGAAAAGGAGAUGGUAAAAAGAAGGAGUCAACAGAUGCAACUGAGGAAAAGUUGAAGGAGGAAGUUGAACAUUUGAAAGCAGAGCUACAGAAGACAUCAAAUGCUUUCCAUAAGGCAAAAACUGAAGUGGCUGCAGUUAAAAAGCAGUCUGAAGGCCUUAGAAGAGAAUAUGAGCAUCUGAUGAAAGAAUUUGAACAGCUUCAGCAACGUUCAAAUAAAGCAGAAGAUAAGAAAGACCUGUAAGCGCAUCUAAGACGGAUGGCAUCUAUACAGUUUCUUGAAUGAGAAAAGGCUUGUGCUGUUGAUGUUCCUGAUGAAUACCUGAAACAAAACUUGAUUUUUCUGAAAAGCACAUGCAUUGCAGGUCACUAUUGAGAUUCCUCUAAUAUAUCGGUUGCCAAAAUGUUCUGUGUUGCAAAUAAAAUGUCAAGUGGCUUACCGGAUUUACCAUGGAGUUUGUCACUGCUCUCGUGAGGAGAAACUCAAAAAUCUUUCAACUCCACCUGGAGCAACCUGUUUACCAAGCUUUUUCCUCCCAUAUUGUUAAGAGAUCACCAUUGCUUGUAGCAUUUGAGUGGGGUUGUAGAUCACACUAGGUCAUAAAAACAAUUACUUAAACCUCCUUGCAGUACCUGUUUGGAAUCUUAAAAAUUCAGUUCCCAGUGGGUUGAAGAAGGCUGAAAACUUUUUUAUCAGUGGAAAACUGAAUGACAAUCAGUCUAAGGAAAAUAAAGAAAGAAACAUUGCAUUUCUAAAUCCACCUCACUAGCUUGUGACUUUCAAUUUAGCCACAUGGAUUUGAGUGUAUUUUAGCAAACAAUAUUUUGCAUGCCUCUGGUUUAUUUUUCUUUAAUAUAUUGAGAUAUUUCAGUUUUGGGUUGGCUGGUGUUAGCAGUCUUUAUUUUUACACUGUUUACAUUGGUUUACUCCUUAUGUACCACCUAACUUCUUUAGCCUUGCUGAGUAAAAAUCUUUUUAAAUGUAGAUAGUUUGGUUUGUUUUGUUUUGUUUUCAUGGAUACGAUACCUCAAAUAAAUGUGCACUGUUUUGCAUAAGACCUUUUUGGUAUUCAGAAAGUUGUUUCGAGUUUAUUUGUUAGUUGGUUCCAGUUUAUAUUUGAAAGUUUGAUAUGUUUGUUAUAUUAAAGGGAUUGUUUAAGUUCA